GGACCUACAGAGACAGUCAGAGGUCCUGAUGACCUCUAUACUGUCAGCAGCAGAGUGACUGUGGACAAGAGACACAGCAACAGCUUCACCUGCAGAGUCCAACAGAACCACAUCAACCAGACCAGAGAGACACACGUCCAGAUUUCAGAGGACGUUUUCGCGGCGCCGUCUUGUUCUGCCGUCCGCAUCGCUUUGAUCGUGUCUGUUUGCUUCCUGCUUUCCUGCGUUUGUGGUGCUCUCUUUGUUUAUGGAAGACAAACACGAAACCGAGGCGACAAAAAGAUGCAGCAUGAAAACAAAAGUGAAGACGGAGCAGGAGAAAGCGGAGAAGGCGAGCAGCUUGUUGAAGGACGUACGAACAGGAGGGAUUCGGAUGAGCAGAAGUUACAGGAGAAACAGGAGGAGAAGACAAAGAUCGAACAUGUGAUUUCAGUACUGAUGGAGCAGAAAACAGAACUGGAUACCACGAGAGCAAAACACAGGUCAGAGCUGACGAAGGUGGAAGAAGAGAGGAAGAAGAACGAGAAGAAACUUGAAAAAAUAGACCAUGAGUUUAAUGUGAAGAAAGAUGCCAAAAAGAACGAGCUAUUAAACAUGAAACAACAACUGGACAACGAGAAGACAGAAUGUCAGAAAUCUUUACAGAAAAUUGCACAACAGCUAGAGAAAACAGAGGACAUAAUUACAAUAAUGACAGAGCUGAAGACGAAAUCAGAAAAUCAGGUUGAGCAAAUGAAGAUACAAAUUGAGAAGAAAAAG
This is a messenger RNA of Plectropomus leopardus (leopard coralgrouper), 759 nucleotides long. The record is from RefSeq and is a predicted model, not a curated record. NCBI's taxonomy places the organism in Eukaryota, Metazoa, Chordata, Actinopteri, Perciformes, Serranidae.